GGAGCUGAGGCGGAGAGAUGACCAUGAGGACAGAGAGAGAGAGAGGGAGAGUUUGGAGAGGAGCCGGGGACUGCCCAUGGUGGAUGGGCGGAGCAGUAAGCAUGCGCUGAGCUGGCAGACUCUGGGCUGGUCCUGACGGGCUGGCUGGGCUCCGGGCGGCUGUCUGUGCGCUUCAGACGGUCUUGGGGGAGACUACCACCAACACUCAUCGUCUCCUUGAGUGCUCAGAGAAUUAAAAAAAAAAAAUAAAAAAUAGAAAAGAAAAAUAGAAGAUACACGAGGACAACUGCGAGAAAAGAAAGCAAACAGCUCCACCUCGGCAUCUGGAAAAGCACCGAAGAAGAAGGAGACGAUCCUCCCCCUCUACCCCACACCCCGUCGCCAACCCGCCCUAUCUACCCUACCCACCACUCCGUGCCAUCCCUCUGGUCUCAACCGCCCUCCCACCCCGUCAGGAGAACCACGACCACCCAUAGGAAACCCCACUUGACCAGCGUUGCCAUUAAGCGAUGCGCUUUGAAUUUAGGAAGAAAUCACCUUUGCGUUUUUGAUGCACAACACAAGCAGUGGUCUUCAUUUUUUCCUUUUUCCUCAGCGGGAACAGUUAAAGGUUACGGAUCUGGGUGUUUACACUUUUUGACGGGUUUCCAGUGGCAUGAUAACAUGCAGAAUAUAUCAUCCCGCGGCAACAACAGACAAAGCUGUCAUCCCAUAGAUUAGUCUUUAUUUGAAACAAGCAGCUGUCACACACGCUGCGUUUGAGCUCAUGUUUGCUUUUUCCCAUGCUUAGAAAGAAUCCCGACAAUGGUCUGGGAACGGACCGCCUCUCCAGACACCUAGAAAUAUUUUUUCAAGACGCAUCAGCUCUAUAUUUCGUGCUUAUCGAAGAAAAAGCGACACAUUGACGAGGAGUCAUUUGACACCGACGCCGCUUGAGCCAUAGGACUUUGCGUGCGAAGUUUGCACCGGGAAGAGGGGGGCCAAGUCGGAGAUAUCUCGGCCAUAUCCACGGCAUUUUCCCUGUAAGGUGGGAGGUCGUCGGGUUGCGGUCAUGCUGUCCCUGGACGAGCCCCUGGAUCUGAAGCUCCCUCGGCGGGCCAAUGGGCGGGACAGAGGCACGCGUUCUCCCCCCCUUUCCCCACUGCACCCCAAGCGAGCUCGCCAGCUCCGCAUGGCGGAUGAUGGCACCGCAGUCAUAGAGCCCGCCUCGCCAGCAUCUCCGAACACAGGUGUGCAGGUGGUGCCUCAUGAUCGAACAGACACCCCCACCCCCCCUGCUGUGGACUUGAGCAUGUCUCCCUCCUCCCGCCACACCCCCAGCUCUCCAGAAAUGACCAACGGCAACUACGUCCCCUCAGGAAAUUCUCACAUUUCACAGGCCUUUCAGUUUUUCGUGCCAAUCGGAGCUGGGGCGGGACUUCACCUGCCAUCCUCCAUGUUCAUUGGCCAGACAAGCGACAAAAGAGCCUCUCCGGACCUCUCAGCGGAUGAACAACUGGCCUGUCGCUGGAAGAAGUGCCAUCUGCUCUUUGACUCCCUGCAAGACCUGGUGGACCAUGUCAACGACUUCCAUGUCAAGCCUGAGAAGGAUUCUGGGUACUGCUGCCACUGGGAGGGGUGUGCUCGCAAAGGGAGGGGUUUCAAUGCUCGGUACAAGAUGCUCAUCCACAUCCGCACUCACACUAAUGAGAAGCCCCAUCGCUGUCCCACCUGUAACAAGAGCUUCUCACGCCUGGAGAACCUCAAGAUUCACAACCGGUCACACACAGGUGAAAAGCCCUACAUAUGUCCUUACGAGGGUUGCAACAAGCGCUACUCCAACUCCAGCGACCGCUUCAAGCAUACGCGCACACACUAUGUGGACAAGCCCUACUACUGCAAGAUGGUGGGCUGCCUGAAGCGCUACACAGACCCCAGCUCUCUCCGCAAACACAUCAAGGCCCAUGGCCACUUUGUGGCUCAGGAGCAGGGCUCCCCAGGUGGGGUGGGCUCCCUGCUGAGGGGGAGUCAAAGUGGAGUGCUUGCUGGCGAAGGGGGUAAGGAUUCAGAGCUGUCCUAUGUGAGUGCAGCCCAUAUUAUCAUCCCAGGGGCAGCGGCUGCUCUCCUGGGAGGCCAUGCUCUGCAGGGUCUGGGUGGUGCCCUACCCCUGUCCCCCCUCAGUCCUCGGCCCCUGGACCUCAGCACACUCGGUUGCCCCAGCUCACCUCCAGGCAGCCUGGGAGGCACAAGCAUCCUGUCCUUCAAUGGCUCUCCGCUGGGCCUGGCCAAGUCUUCUAUGCUCUCCCCGGCGUUCCCCUCCUCAGCCUUGGGCCUGCCGAUGAUGCCCGUGCUGGGGGCCUCGUCUGAGCACAGGGCCCAGAGCCAACGGGCCAAGAAGGGCCGGGGGGAGGAGGCCGAAAACGAGGUGACUGGGGGGGUCCUGAACCUCUCCACGGGAUCCCAUGAUCCCCUGUCCUGGGUGGUCAUCCCCCCAGGCACCGUGGUGCUCAAGCCAGCUGUGGUCAACUGAUAUACACACACACAUACACACACACACAUUCCAGAAGAGCUCAGGGGGUAGGGAUGGGAGGGUGAACGCCAUAGUGAGGGUACGGGCGGUCAAAGGUGAUAGGGAUUGGCUCGCACAAUCAAAUUUAGGUAAUGCAUUUCAAAGAGAGGUUUAGAGAAGAAAACUAGAGAGAAACUUAAUCAAACCCUCAAUCAGCAAAACAACAGAUAACACUACACCUCACAAGAAAUAAGUAAACAACGCAAGCCUCUCGUAUUGAUGGGAAACUAAACUCGGGGCCCAAGAACUCUGUUCAGGAACAUGUAUGGCUCUGUAUUUCUAUCACAACGCCUGACAAUGGGCUCCUCUCUGCUCUCUUAUUUUGUAUUUUAUACUUUAUUCAUUCCUGUUUCCUGAACGUGACAGUCUUAGUGCUCUGUGUUCUUACAAAAGUCCUGAUUCAUUGAUAAGUAUUUAUAUGACUGUACUUCAUCGACAGUGUGCCUCCAGCUUAGCGGUGAGAUAGACACACCAUGAAACUGAAUGACGCACUCACAGUUAGGCAAACAUGCACGUAAUAGGACGAUUCUCCACAGUUGAUUUUAAAGUUAUGACCUAUUUUUCACAGGCUGCUGUGAUUAAUAUGACUCAGACAGGCUUGCCAAACCAAAGCAAGUGAACUCAAACUGUCUUGGAUUUGCAGUUUCAGCUCUGAGACAGUUCAAUUAAACACAGCACUUAAUAGUGUCAACUGGUUAUAGUAUUGAAAACCUCAAAACUGCUGCUAACCUCUCAGCUCCCCCCAGUGUAACAUAAACUGGGAGCGAGCACUUUUGACAAUCUGUCCCCAGUUUGGGGAGGGUGACCAACACAGACCAGCCUAGUCCACCAGAAUGUGUGCCAGGCAUGCAGACUAGGGGCUUUUAGGGCACAGAGCGAGCUGAGGACUUAACACAGACAAAUGGUGUUGCAUCACCUGACAAUGACCAAUCAUCACUUCCUCUUUUACAAAUUGAAGGCAGGCGGUGUGUCUGGCUCCCCCCUCUGGUAGGACACCAUACACAACAUCCCGCUUUCCAUGUACAGAACUCGCACUGUUUUAACUUCUGGAUUGUCCAGCUGCUUUCCCGUAAUUGAAUCAACACGGCCAGUUUGUAUAUGAAAGGGCCACUGUGGUGAUAAACACUAGUGUCUUGUUUUUUAGAAAAGUCACCCGACCCAAAACCAGCUGUGAAAAACAGGUGGUCGUCCAGUCGGGGCCGAACUUAGCCUUGUCGGUUGAAGUUUUGUCCCAAGUUCAACAAGUCCCAUGCCGUGCCAAAAAUACCUGGAGAGGGGAAAGAGGGAUGUACGUAUUGUGCCACAGAGGGGGGUGUGAUGCACUCACUGCCACAUACAGCUGGACUGACUAGGAAGCCACACUAUUGCAAACUGCCUCAUUUUACUCUGUCCAAAGGGGCAAAGAAAAAAAGACUCAUUUGACAUAUGGGAAAUCUUUUCUCAUGGUUCUAUUAAGCAGUCAACACGCACUUACCACACACUAUAUUCCUUACAUGUUUUAUGAAAUGUUACUGCCAAGUGAUGGUUCUUUAAAAACUAGUUUGAUCUUAUUCUGUUUUUUUCCUGCAAGGGUUGAUUUUGCUGUGGGGUCUUCCCAGGCUUGUGUCGCUCAGUGCUAACGCAUGUAUGAUGUUUGACUGCCGUCUCCACAGCGGAGAGGCAGAGGAGCAGGAGAGGAUCAUCACAACACGAAGAACAUUCCCUCAAGAGACUGUCACACACUACCUUCUCUCUCUUCUCACUCCUCCAUCUCUGCUUAUGUUGGUGGUCUUACUUUUCCAUCGCCCAGUCUUAGAAAUAAUCAGUUAUUGCUGUUUUUUUUUUUUUUUUUAUUGUUGUCAUUAUUUUUUUCUUUUGCUGUUGUUCAGACGAGACAUUUUUUUCUGAUGUUGAAGUUGCUUCUUGUGUUCUGUGACGGCUGCUCUGCGCUCAGCUUUCUGCUGUCAAGGAUGAGUCAUUUGAGGGGUUGAGGAGAGGUCAAGAGGAGGAGGUUUGAGGGGUUCUCUUGGAGCAGUGGUUCCCAGCCUUUUUGGGGUCAUGUCACGGACCCCAGUUUGAUAAGACUUUACUUCAG
Molecule: messenger RNA, 4622 nt
Organism: Epinephelus lanceolatus (giant grouper)
Lineage: Eukaryota; Metazoa; Chordata; Actinopteri; Perciformes; Serranidae
Gene: glis2b
Product: GLIS family zinc finger 2b
Biological process (GO): regulation of transcription by RNA polymerase II
Cellular component (GO): nucleus
Molecular function (GO): RNA polymerase II cis-regulatory region sequence-specific DNA binding; DNA-binding transcription factor activity, RNA polymerase II-specific
Source: RefSeq, a predicted model, not a curated record